This is a messenger RNA of Synchytrium microbalum, 1275 nucleotides long. RefSeq lists its product as uncharacterized. The transcript is spliced from 9 exons. The record is from RefSeq and is a predicted model, not a curated record. NCBI's taxonomy places the organism in Eukaryota, Fungi, Chytridiomycota, Chytridiomycetes, Synchytriales, Synchytriaceae. Bases 1 to 1275 code for a protein of 424 amino acids.
AUGAGAGACGUUAACGGUCCGAACAAGGUUGCUCUGAUCUUGGGAGCCAACGGCAUAACAGGCUCCUACCUCAUCGAGCAUCUUCUCGCUCAGCCCACCUCUUCCUGGAAGCAAAUCAUUGGGGUCUCGCGCAGAUUUCCAAACAAGACUUGGCUCUCAGAAGACUUGAAAUUCUCACCUUCUCAAAUCUCUGACGUCGAACAAGGCCGCGGACGCUUAACGUGGGUUCAAGCGGAUUUGAACGAGGAGAGUUUGGAUAGUAUUGUUGCAAAGUAUAGGAAGGGUGGUGUUGAGGAGGUUACUCAUGUGUUUUACUGUGCAUACGUCCUAAUCGACGGAUGGCAAGGCCCCGAAGAACGUCGAGCCAACGCCAAGAUAUGCCAUCAAGGAGUACAGGCUGCGGAUAUUGUUUCAAAGAGGUUGGCUAGAGUGUUGCUGCAAACUGGAGGCAAAGCUUCAAACAUCAUAGCCAAGUGGUACGGCGUCCACAGAGUCGUGCGUCCAAACCCACUCAUGGAAUCAGACACUCCAGAUCCAUCCGCUGAUUUCUAUCUGGACCAAAUGGAGUCGGUUAAGGCGUUGUCGCAGGGGAAGCAAUGGGAUUGGACAAUGACGAUACCAGCCGGCAUCAUGGGCUUCACGCGACAAAGCCAAAUGAAUCUUGCUACGACGAUCAUGCUGUACUGUGCGUUGAAGGCACAUACGGGUGAACCAUUGAUUUGGCCUGCGAAUGGGCAAGGAUUCGAUGCAUCACACGAUGAAACAGACGUCGUGUACCUCGCAGCGUUCAAUGUAUGGGCCAUAACAACGCCUAAAUGUGGUGGGGAAUACUUUAACGUCCUAAACGCCGACCCAUUCUCAUACGCACGUCUAUGGCCGCUCUUUGCAGCAUACUUUGGAGCCAAGCUACCAACAGGCACACAGACAUACCCUGCUGAACCAGCCCAUGUAUUGGAACUGGAGUCAUACUACAACAAAUCCGGACUAGGAAAGAAAAUAUGGACGGAUGUCGUUGCAAAGAAUCCUGGUGUGGAUCCAACCAGUAUUGAUUCAGCAACGUUCUGGUUUAUGGAUGCAUGCAUACAUGGGACUAAUGUGCCACUUAUCUUCUCAACUGCCAAAGCACGUAAAUUUGGAUGGACGGGCGUUGCUGAUACCACUGAGAUGUUCUUGCGUACGUUUGAGCGUGCACGAAAGGCUGGAGCGAUCCCCAAAAACCUUCCUGGGUUGAGUGCCCUUAAAAAUGUCAAGACGCAAAUUCGAUCAGUCAUGUAG